Prunus armeniaca (apricot) is the source of this 549-nucleotide messenger RNA. Lineage: Eukaryota; Viridiplantae; Streptophyta; Magnoliopsida; Rosales; Rosaceae. The record is from the annotation of a GenBank genome assembly.
AUGAAGGGCCUGCAUGCCUCAAGUACGGCUGCCAAGACGCUCUUUAGUGGUUGGGACUCUUGGACCAUUCGUGCAAUAGAAGAGGCCAAGGAAUUUAUGGUGAAGACCAUCAAGGAUAAAAAUGCGCAAGUAAUUGAAGUCACUUCUGUCAUAGCUGCUGGAGAUUUGGAACUUCCAUUUGGAGAUGAGGAGGAUGAUCAUGAGCCUGAGACUUCAGUUGAAAGUCCUCCUCCUCCUUCUAUUAGGUUGAAGAGACUUAGGAAGAGGACAGUGGUGGUGUAUGUGGCCGCAAAACCUGCAGUAGCUCCUACAACAACAUCUGAUACUGAUGAAGAAUUGACAGAGGCCUUUGAAGCUGAUGAGAAAGAGAAAAAGGUCAUGGAAGGACCUCAAGAGAAAACCAAAGAAGAGGAUAUCCCUGCUGAGGUGAUUGCAGAGAGCAUUGCCUUAGUGAAGAAACAACAGGAGACUCAGAGUGCCGAACUGACGAGCUUUGAACUAGCCCUAUUUGAUGACAUGGAGGCCGAGCACUCCACUGCUAUUCCAUAG